This is a messenger RNA of Danio rerio (zebrafish), 2141 nucleotides long. Lineage: Eukaryota; Metazoa; Chordata; Actinopteri; Cypriniformes; Danionidae. The record is from RefSeq and is a predicted model, not a curated record.
CAAAACUCUUUCAUACGGAAGUCAGAAGCUCCAGCCAGUCAGCUGAUACCUGCGUGAUAGGAAUCAAAGUUCAGUUUGCUUUGGCUGUUCAUUUGUUAUGCAGAGACCACCAUGGCCGCAUCUAGAUUAAUGAGGGCUGUCAGAGUGUCCGAGUUUGGAGGCCCUUCAGUUUUAAAACUCUGCUCAGACCUGCCUGUACCAAGUCCUGGUCAGAAACAGGUUCUCAUACGAGUCCAUGCAUGUGGUGUAAACCCAGUGGAAACAUACAUCCGCUCUGGAUCUUAUGCUCGGAAACCCAGUUUGCCCUAUACUCCAGGAUCAGAUGUCUCCGGUGUGGUUGAAGCUGUUGGCGAAGGUGUUUGCCUCCUACAGGCAGGUGACAGAGUCUUUACCACAGGCACAGUGACAGGAGGAUAUGCUGAGUAUACGGUGGCCUCAGAGGACACUGUUCACAAGCUGCCCGAUUCCCUAAACUACUGUCAGGGUGCAGCAAUGGGAGUUCCGUAUUUCACUGCAUACCGGGCUCUCGUUCACAAGGCCCAUGCAAAACCAGGAGAAACCGUUCUUAUCCAUGGAGCCAGUGGUGGGGUAGGCAUUGCAGCGUGUCAGAUCGCACGAGCGUUUGGUCUUAAAGUCCUGGGUACAGCAGGUACUCCUGAAGGGAUGAAGCUGGUGCUCAAUAAUGGAGCUCAUCUUGCUUUCAACCACAGAGAAAAAGACUACUUGGAGAAAAUUAAGGAUACGACUAAUGGACUUGGGGUGAAUGUGAUCAUAGAGAUGUUGUCCAACGUCAACCUGAGUAAUGAUCUUCAGUUGCUUGAUUUCGGUGGCAGAGUUAUAAUUGUUGGCUCUAGAGGCCCGAUUGAGAUUAACCCCAGAGACACCAUGAUGAAAGAGUCCAGUGUCAUUGGUGUGGCUUUGCACUUUGCAACUAAGAGCGAAACUUCAGAGUGUGCCGCAGCUCUUUAUGCAGGAAUGGAGGCAGGCUGGUUGAAACCUGUAAUUGGUCCAGAAUACACACUUGAUAAAGUGGCCCAAGCUCAUGAAGAUAUCAUCAACAGCCCCGGAGCCAGUGGAAAGAUGAUUUUGACCAUGUGAAAAUAUACAGGAGGCUCAGUUUCAGUGUAUAAAAACAAAUUAAUUAUCUUUGCAUUAACUGCCAUAUUUCUACGUCAGUGUUACAAUUACACCAAUAUAUUGCUAUAGCGAUAAUAGUACAGGUAUUGGCAAUUUUCAUGUCACAGAUAAGUUAAAUAAAAUAAAUUAAGUUUAUGUGCCAAGCAUUAGUGUGCUGCAUGAAAGGGUUGCUUUUCCAAAUAUGACCAAUCAGAUGGGGCCUUAUCUAUCUUCAUGCACAUUAGCCUAAUCUUAGAGCUGAAAAAUUAUGCUUAUGAUGGGAGACAAGAGAGAAUAACGGCAAAUAGGUAUCAGAAUUUCUGGGGUUUUCAGUAAUUCAUAGUUUUUUUUAUAGAUUUAAUUAGCUUAGAAUAAUAUAUCACCUGUUUAUUUUAGUACAUAAAUGAUUUUUAGUUAGUUAUAUCUUAAAAAAAGGUAUUGGCAAUUUUCAUGUCACAGAUAAGUAAAAUAAAUUAAAUUAAGUGUAUGUGCCAAGCAUUUGUGUGCUGCAUGAAAGGGUUGCUUUUUCAAAUAUGACCAAUCAGAUGGGGCCUUAUCUAUCUUCAUGCACAUUAGCCUAAUCUUAGAGCUGAAAAAUUAUGCUUAUGAUGGGAGACAAGAGAGAAUAACGGCAAAUAGGUAUCAGAAUUUCUGGGGUUUUCAGUAAUUCAGUUUUUUUUAUAGAUUUAAUUAGCUUAGAAUAAUCUAUCACCUGUUUAUUUUAGUACAUAAAUGAUUUUUAGUUAGUUAUAUCAUAAAAAAAUAUUGUUAUCACAACACCUAAUAUUUUCCCAGCAUUGUGCAGCCCUACAAUCAGUUUUAAUCAGUUAAGAACCACAUACAAUAUAUGAAUCGAAUCAUUUAGACCAACACAAAUUAUAACCUGAGUUCAGCAAAUGUGUUGUGUAUAUAAUAUGUAACCUAAUAUAGUAAAUAUUAAGUAAACGCUAUUACAUGGUUUUGUGUUAAUUCAUUUCACACUAAUUUGAACCAUUAGUAGAUAAUAAACCAAUGGAAUAAUCGUU